Aspergillus versicolor CBS 583.65 is the source of this 1460-nucleotide messenger RNA. RefSeq names its product putative proline utilization protein PrnX. NCBI's taxonomy places the organism in Eukaryota, Fungi, Ascomycota, Eurotiomycetes, Eurotiales, Aspergillaceae. The transcript has a single exon. The coding region runs from base 106 to 1173 and encodes 355 amino acids. Gene Ontology annotation, cellular component: cytoplasm. The record is from RefSeq and is a predicted model, not a curated record.
CUCCAACUCCCCCACCAUCAUCUCCAGGUCAUAUCAUUGCAACCCCAGCCUCUACUUGCAUAACAACCAGAGCCGACUAUACAAGCAACCGUGUACAAACCCACCAUGCAUCUCCUCCCAGAACCCGCAGUCGCCCAAAUCCUCCGCCAACUCACACAUUCCCAAUGUCUGUCCUUCCUGCAGACCCUAGACGAAGCCCUCGUCACGGUCUCAGCGCAGUCAUCCACCCCAGAAAAUGAGCGCCUCGUCCACCAACCCCUGCGCACAGCAAUCACCUCCAAAACAGGCGAUCUAUCCCUCUUCAUGCCCGUCUCCAAUACUGCCAGCACAGGCGCCAAGAUCGUUACAGUCUCCAAAUCCCACGGCGUCCUAGGCGUCAUCAACAUCUUCUCCCCCAAAGGCGAGCUCCUCGGUCUUCUUAGCGCCGCCGAGAUCACCGCUUUCCGGACAGCGCUCACGAUCAUGUCCCUAUUUGUUCGAGCCUCUUCUCUAAAGCGGGAGAACAUUGUUAUUCUCGGCUCCGGACGCCAGGCGGAAUGGCAUGCGCGGCUGGCACUCCUCUUACUACCAAGCCAGAUCCGCAGAAUCACAUUCAUUAACCGCGGCCGUAAACGCCUUGAGGAAUUAGAGCGUGAUGUUAUCGCUGAGCUGAGGCGCAUGUAUCCUGAAGUUGCGAUGAGUACGCUAUCGAAGGAGGGGAUGGAGAACUACGAUGAGCGUCUGCGGUCUGAAUUAAGUCUCAGCGACGUGAUAUUCAGCUGCACGCCGUCGACGGAGCCGAACUUCCCUUAUUCCUAUUUACAGCAGUCUUCUAAGCAGAGAUUUAUCUCGCUUAUCGGCUCGUAUAGGCCGCAUAUGCAGGAGAUUGAUUCGCAGACGCUGCUUUCGGGCGGGGGGAAGGUUUAUGUUGAUUCGAGGGAGGCUUGUCUUGAGGAGUCUGGGGAGCUUAUUCUUGCGGGCAUGAAGGGGGAGCAGCUUAUUGAACUUGGAGAAAUGUAUCAAGGUCAGGAGCUGGGUGGGAAUGUCACGGAGCUGAAGCCCAUUGAGGUGCCUGAGGGGUGCAAUGUGGUGAUUAAGGUUGUGGGAAUGGGGAUUAUGGAUUUGGUUACUGGGAAGAAGUUGCUGGAUGUUGGGAGGGAAAGGGGGAUUGGGAUGGAGGUUGAUGGGUUCUAGGCAGUAUUAUAUUCAUCGUGCGUUGUUAUUCAUUAUUCGGAAGGUGUCCCGACCAGAAAAAGGAAGCCAACGCCGAAACGCAUAUAUAUAUUAGACUGCCAACCUUAGAAGCAAGCCGAGUCUGGAAAACAAAAAACGACUUCAGUCGGCCUAAAUAUCAUUAUAGAAAAAUUGUACUGAAACAAUACCCAUAAAGUAGAAGAAAACAAGCCGAGAAGAAGAGUGGUCUACUAUAGUAGCGCGCAUCCGUGUAUGUGCAGAGCUGGAUUUUGAAAUUGGCGAGCGAU